Molecule: messenger RNA, 618 nt
Organism: Necator americanus (New World hookworm)
Lineage: Eukaryota; Metazoa; Nematoda; Chromadorea; Rhabditida; Ancylostomatidae
Exons: 4
Coding region: 1-618 (205 amino acids)
Source: RefSeq, a predicted model, not a curated record
AUGAUGCGUUUCAACGAUAAUCGAUGGAGCAGAGCCGUAGGCGACUGGAUACCAUGCAACAUCAAACGCACCGCAGGAGGACCGCUGACCCAUUGUUGGGAGCUCUUCACGAAGUUCUUCAAGGAAAAGUACGAUGAUCUUCGGGUCUUUCGCGAGAAGAGAAGCCAUUGGGCAAUCCUUUUUCGCGAUCGGGACAAAUGGAAGUAUUACUUUUGCCCGCUCGAGCAAAUCGAUAAAAAAACGGGAGCACAGGAAAAAAUCUCUAAAGAGAUGAGGUCGUCGUUCGCUUUGGUUGGUCUGUUGUUCACUGUUUUUGCAUACAUUGCAAAUGCGUGUCAGAACCUACCAGCAGAACAGAGGCUCGGAGGAAGAGUUUACAAAUUAUACAAUUACCAUGAAUGUCAAGGAUAUUCUGUGCGCGAGAUCGUGAAUCCGGGAAGUAUUGAGCAGUGCAAGGAUGUAUGUCGACAGUUCAAUUGUGAUGCAGUGAAUCUCCACCAGCUGGCCGACUCCUCCUAUAAAUGCAAUAUUUUGAUCACCUAUACCUUCAAGAUUGCACAUCGUACAGCAGCCUGCUUCUUGGCGACAGAUGUAGAUAGCUACUAUGUUCCAUUUUAA